GUAGGCUUUGUACUCAAGUUUGACUGUGUGUUUCAAGUACCGCAGUCCUGUCGCCUUGCAAAAUAGUACCAAAUAUCCGUAUCGAAGUAACGACAGAAAUAUAAAAUAAUUACAAAGAGUCAUUAAAAUUAUUCUUUUUAUAAAAAGUGGAUGAACUGCACAAUUAGUUGCUUUACUCAUUUACUCUGUAAGGACGUUCACUGGGAUUUUUAUGGAACUGAGCAAGUAGUUCCGGUCGAAUUCAUACACGCAAUUUUGGGCUAUCCCACUUGCAGAAAUUUGGUUGAGCGAAGCUAUCCCCGCGAUCCCAACUCUAGGCGAAAGAUGGUGGUAGAGUGAUUUAGAAAGAACAUAAAAUUGUUUUACUAAACCACACGAAGAAGAGAGUUUUCGCCUAAAAUACUUGAUAAUUUGUUGAGCUGAGCUGUUCUUUGCCAGGCAAAGGACAGGCAGAUCACCAUAGACAUGAAGAUUAGGAAAGUAGCGACGAUCAGCGUUCUCAUUUUUGCCGUGAUCAUCGAAUUGGCUACCGCCGCGGCUUGUGUUGGUUGUCAAGGAGCUCCAAGAUGUAUAUGCAAUGGAACGAAAGGUGAUAGGGGUCCACGUGGAACAACAGGGCAGGUAGGAAAUACAGGUGUUCCAGGGUACCCAGGGCCAGAAGGACCACAAGGAUCAAGAGGAAUUAACGGUCAAAAAGGCAACCAAGGUGAUACAGGACCCAAAGGAAUCAGGGGGACGCAAGGACAACCAGGAUAUCCUGGUUACCCAGGGUUGCCAGGCGACUCAGGUGUAGAUGGGCCACCGGGGGAACCUGGUGUCCCAGGAUGUAACGGAACCAAGGGAGAACCAGGACAACCAGGAGGACCAGGACAGAGCACACAAGGUGAUCCCGGACAGGCAGGGCUCCCGGGGCCAAAGGGAGAUCGAGGACUUCCAGGCAAUGCUCUAAAGGGAGUUAAAGGCAGCCUCGGCCCAAAAGGAGAUGAAGGCUCUAAGGGAGAGCCUGGACUGGAUGGAAUGAAAGGCACGAAAGGUGAACGAGGAUAUGAAGGAAGAAAGGGAGGUAGAGGAGACAGUGGUUCUCAAGGACAGAAAGGCGAAAUGGGAGUCAGUUUUCGAGGUGCUAAUGGUGAAAAGGGUCAAAAAGGAGAACCGGGACCGAAGGAAUGUGAUCAAGUAGAACCACCAACUGGUGAUAUAAAAUUUAUACCUGGUCCACCAGGGGAUAAGGGGAAGAGGGGUAAGCCAGGUGUAGAUGGAGAGCAGGGAGAUUUUGGUGAAAAGGGUGAGCAAGGUUUGCCUGGUCAGACUGGCCGUGAUGGACGCAGUGGGGAAAAAGGACAAAAAGGAGAUAGAGGGCGUAUAGGUUUUCAAGGACCCCCGGGAGAAGUAAUUGUUGUGAACGCCAGCUACAAGGCUGAGAAAGGUGAAAGGGGACCACAGGGGCGUGAAGGAGAAGCUGGAUUUCCGGGGCAGCCUGGAGACGAAGGAAUAAGAGGUCUACCUGGAGCUAUUGGAAAUGUUGGACCUAGGGGUGAUCCCGGUCAAAAGGGAGAGCCAGGCCUAAUUGGUGUUGGACAAAAGGGAGAGCCUGGACGGCCAGGUCUUGAUGGAAUGGAUGGUAUGCCAGGACCAAUUGGAGACAAAGGAUUUCCAGGUGAUAGAGGUAAUCCAGGAGUUCCUGGCAUAUCCAUGAAAGGAGACAAAGGUAUGGAUGGAGCUAUUGGCCAACCUGGAAACCCUGGUCCAAGAGGACCCAGAGGACCAUCGGGAGAUAUUGGACCAAAGGGUGAGCCUGGUGACUACACAGGAGCAGUAGGGCCUAAAGGAAACCAGGGGUACAGAGGCCCACAAGGUGAACCUGGUGACCCUGGAGUAAGAGGACAAGAUGGAAGCAAAGGUUCAGAAGGUCUAAAGGGAGAACCAUGCGGCGGAUGCAGUCCUGGAAAUCCAGGUCCCAAGGGCAGUGAUGGUAUACAAGGCCCUCAGGGAAGAGUGGGUCCUCCUGGAGCAAAGGGAGAAGCAGGAGACAUGGGGCCAAGAGGAGAUCCUGGACCUGCUGGCCGUAAUGGAGCUACUGGAAGUAAAGGUGAUGUAGGUCCUCAAGGGGCAGCAGGAGCAGUUGGAAGUCGCGGUCGUACAGGAGCAAAAGGGGAACUGGGAAAACCAGGUCCUGCAGGAAAUAGGGGGAUGAAGGGUAGUGAUGGUCAAAAGGGUGAAAAGGGAUUACCAGGAGAGGCACCAAAUCAAUUUCUACAAGGUGAAAAAGGUAGUAAAGGUGAUAUGGGACCUCAAGGAAGUACAGGACCACCAGGAUUAACAGGAAGAGUUGGGCCCCCAGGUAUAGCAGGAGAUCAAGGUUUUGGAGACCAGGGACAGAAAGGAGAAUCAGGUGUAAAGGGAUCUUUAGGACAAAAGGGUGAUAGAGGAUUCCCUGGUGAACGUGUAGUUGUAAAAGGAUGUAUUGCUGGCCAGAAGGGUGAUCGAGGGCCCCCUGGCAACAAAGGAGAAGAAGGAGCACGAGGACCACAAGGGCUUCGUGGUAACCAAGGUGAAAAAGGUGAUAUCGGUUUACCAGGUGACAGGGGACCAGCUGGCCCACGUGGAAACCCAGGUGCAUCUACUAUAGGACCAAUAGGUCUUAAGGGUGGCCAAGGUCCACAAGGUGAGAGAGGUGUGCCUGGCAGUCCAGGGCCAAUGGGAAGUCCAGGUGAAAAUGGACGCUUUGGAGAUAAGGGAUCAAAGGGAGCUAAAGGAAACGAAGGUCCACCUGGGCCAGAGGGACCAAAGGGAUUUCAAGGGCAACCUGGUGCCCCUGGAUUGAGGGGAGAACAGGGUCCGACAGGAGAAGCUGGCGCACCUGGUAUUAAUGGAAUACCUGGUAGAUCUAUCAAAGGUGAAAAAGGUGAAGUUAGCAUUUGCGUUGAUGGUGCACCUGGCGAAAGUAUACCAGGAGAUAGAGGUUUGACAGGCAUACGAGGAAUUAAAGGGGACGAUGGAGCUCAAGGUGCACCAGGACAAAAGGGUGAGACAGGUGCCCCAGGUCUAAGUAGCCAAAAGGGAGAUCCCGGACCACGGGGCAUUCCAGGGGCGAAAGGGUUCCCUGGGCGAUCAGGUACAAAUGGCAUACCAGGUGUUAAAGGCUCCCAAGGAUCAAAAGGUGAUAAAGGUUCCAUCGGUCCUGCUGGUCUGAAGGGCAGUAUGGGAUCUUCAGGGCGAAUAGGAACUGACGGACCACCUGGACAAAAAGGAGCGAAGGGUAACAUUGGAAUGCCGGGAAAUAAUGGUCUUCCUGGAUCGAAAGGUCAAGUUGGGCCUAAAGGAUCAAACGGCAUCCCAGGAGCGCCUGGAUUUACCGGAAGUCCAGGAGAAAAAGGAGACAGAGGAGAAAGAGGAGUUAGUGGUCCCCCUGGUCCUCGUGGUAGAGAUGGUAAUAGUGGUGAAGUAGGAGAAACCGGUGUACCAGGCAUUGAUGGAGCACCAGGCCCUCAAGGAGAGAGAGGCAUACCUGGUGAAAAAGGUGAUAAUGGCACUCCAGGGUUGCCUGGUUUACGUGGUCCUCCAGGCCCUCGUGGAGCCCCAGGCGCUGAAGGAAAUGAGGGAGUGAAAGGUGAUAGAGGGGUCAGAGGUCAGGAUGGAGGGCCAGGACUUCAAGGACAGCCAGGUGAGAAAGGUGUGAAGGGAAUGAUUGGCAUACCAGGUGCAACUGGGUUAAAUGGCUCACCGGGACUUAAUGGUGUAAAUGGAAAUCCAGGUGGGCCCGGUGAAAAAGGUGAGCCCGGUUUUGGACGUCCGGGACAGAAAGGAGAGCGAGGUCCACGUGGACAAAAAGGUGCUCCAGGACGUAAUGGUGGAAGUGGGGUUAAAGGUGAUAAAGGUGAUGCCGGGAUCCCAGGUACUCCAGGCAGUGAAGGCCCAAUGGGUCCAAUUGGACCUACGGGGACUAAAGGAGCACGAGGCCCCUCGGGAGAAGAUGGAGCAGAAGGUGAGAAAGGUGAAAAAGGUCUGCGAGGACUGCUUGGAAGACCAGGUAGAGAUGGAAAUCCUGGGCUUGAUGGGAGACCAGGCAGUAAAGGACAACCUGGAAGAAUUGGACCUGAGGGAAGAGAUGGCAUUGAUGGAGUACCAGGACCAAGAGGACAGAAAGGUUUCCCUGGGCAACGUGGAGAGAAGGGUAGACCUGGAUUAGAUGCAUUACCAUGCUCAGCACAAAAGGGUGAUAAAGGCGAACGAGGCCCAAAUGGUCAAAACGGAAACCCUGGACCAAAAGGCUCAGAUGGUCUUAUUGGUCUACCAGGAGACAUUGGCCAGAAGGGUGAAGUUGGCCGCCCAGGCAUUGGAAUUAAGGGAGACACAGGUUCAAGAGGUGUUCCGGGUACAUCUGGUAGUGUUGGAGAUAAGGGAGACAAGGGAGUGGAAGGUCCCAGAGGAAACCCAGGCUUUCCAUGUAGCAAGGGAGAACCUGGAGCACCGGGUCCAAGUGGUCCUCCUGGGCAACUUGGACGUCGAGGAAAUCCAGGACAAGAAGGACCAAGAGGAAAUCCAGGUAUUAAAGGAAUCAAGGGAAACACUGGUUUCCCAGGUCCUAUAGGAGUCCGUGGUCUAACUGGAGAUCCUGGUCCUCCAGGUACCUCUGGAUUGCCUGGACAAAAGGGAGAAACUGGGUUCAGUGGGUUACGUGGACCACCAGGACAAACUGGGCUAAAGGGAGACAAAGGAAGUGCAGGAUUCCCUGGUUCAAGAGGACCUAUAGGCCUUGAAGGGAUCAAGGGUUCACAAGGACGUGAUGGACAACCUGGCCCAGGAGCCCCACCUGCCGGAUUCUACUUGACGAGGCAUAGUCAGACCAUCCAGGUGCCCACGUGUCCAGCUGGUACCACCAAGAUGUGGGAUGGUUACAGCUUCUUGUAUGCACAGGGAAAUGAACGCGCCCAUGGCCAAGAUUUAGGUCAACCAGGCUCUUGCCUUAGGAGAUUUAGUACAAUGCCAUUCUUGUUCUGUAACAUCCAAAACACCUGUAACUUUGCCAACCGUAAUGACUACUCCUAUUGGCUCUCAACCAACCAACCCAUGCCUAUGGAUAUGGCCCCCAUCAAAGCUAAUGCCAUGCGUCCAUUCGUAAGCCGUUGCAGUGUAUGCGAGGCCACAGCUCAAACGUUAGCGGUGCACAGUCAAACAGUUGCUGUACCUGAUUGUCCAGCCGGCUGGAGAGAACUCUGGAUUGGUUAUAGUUUUGUUAUGCAUACUGGCGCAGGAGCUGAAGGUUCUGGACAAUCGCUGGCAUCUCCCGGCUCCUGCUUAGAAGAAUUCCGCCCAUCACCAUUUAUUGAAUGCCACGGUGAUGGCAAAUGCAACUACUAUGCCACAACAUACAGUUUCUGGCUGGCCACCAUCGACCGCAAUGGACAGUUCACUAAGCCAAGCUCUGAGACCCUUAAACAAAACCAAGUAGAGCGUGUUGGUAGAUGUAAAGUGUGCAGCAGAGACCCAUUAACAACAUAAUCAGGGCUUUCUCAUUUAUCGUGCUCCUGAUAAAAUCCAAACUGUUGUAUAUCAAACUUAUUAAAUUCAGUAUUCAGGUUUUUUUUAUAGCAAACUUCCUGUGACAAACAAUUUUUUAAUGUUUAUUAUCAUUAUGUCAAAAGCGAUUAACUUGUACAGGUAUAUAUUUAUAUAUUCUUAAUAUUUCGGAUCAUUCUAUCAACAACAAAGUUGUACUUCAUUUGAAUAAUUUUUUUGGCAUGUUGAAUUUGUGUCUAUCAUAAUAGUGGUAGGCAUAUCUGAACUUGUAGGGGAUAGCUAUGUAUCUUUUGUAGGGGUGUAGAUAUGCACCCCUGUAGGUGUAGCUCCGUAUGAGUGUUGCAGGAGUGGUAAUGACUUCCACCGUGGAGACAGUAAUUGGAAUAGCUAGUCUCCUUAACGGUAAUGACUACCACCCUUAUGGGAACAAGUGACAUUUACUUAAGAUGGUGACUUGCCCUUAUGGUGACAAUAUACAAAAGGGGAAUUUCCUGUAAUAGAAGCAAGCCACA
Molecule: messenger RNA, 6032 nt
Organism: Anneissia japonica
Lineage: Eukaryota; Metazoa; Echinodermata; Crinoidea; Comatulida; Comatulidae
Product: collagen alpha-1(I) chain-like
Cellular component (GO): collagen trimer; basement membrane
Molecular function (GO): extracellular matrix structural constituent
Source: RefSeq, a predicted model, not a curated record